Messenger RNA from Galleria mellonella (greater wax moth), 5572 nucleotides. RefSeq names its product glutamate-gated chloride channel (gene GluClalpha). Gene Ontology annotation, cellular component: synapse; neuron projection; membrane. NCBI's taxonomy places the organism in Eukaryota, Metazoa, Arthropoda, Insecta, Lepidoptera, Pyralidae. Bases 309 to 1658 code for a protein of 449 amino acids. Gene Ontology annotation, molecular function: transmembrane signaling receptor activity; neurotransmitter receptor activity; chloride channel activity. Gene Ontology annotation, biological process: signal transduction; chemical synaptic transmission; regulation of membrane potential. The transcript has 11 exons. The record is from RefSeq and is a predicted model, not a curated record.
AAUGCACGUCAAAGGUAGCGGCGCAUUCAGCUACAGCGCAGUUGCCGCCAAACAUUCCCCGGAACUGGUCGGCUGACGUCACUGGGUUCCAAUUUCGAAAAUUCAAAACUUUUCGUCGGUUAAUAUAAUUGAGAUAAACAUAGAUAUAGAAAUAUAAUUUCGGACUCUUGAAUUUAGUGGUGUUAUUAUUAUUAGAAAGUGCAGUUGGCAAGCUUAGCCUGUUUAUUUAUAAAGUUUUACAUACCGUAGUGCAGCGGUGAAAACAAAUUUAUUACUUUAUUUUUUCUGGGCAAUUAUUAAGACGGAGGAUGGACAUCCCCCGGCCAUCAUGUGCCCUUCUUAUACUGAUUGUGCUCUGCUUAACACAACUUACAGAAUGCAUGAAUGGCGGGAAAAUAAACUUCAGGGAGAAAGAGAAGCAGAUCCUGGACCAGAUCCUGGGUCCAGGGAGGUACGACGCCCGCAUCAGGCCCUCAGGCAUCAACGGCACUGGCGAUGCGCCAACCUUAGUCCGCGUCAACCUGUAUCUACGAUCCAUCAGCAAAAUAGAUGAUUACAAAAUGGAAUAUUCUGUUCAAUUAACAUUCAGGGAACAAUGGUUAGAUGAGAGGCUCAAGUUCAACAACUUGGGAGGCCGUCUGAAAUACCUAACCCUGACAGAAGCGAACAGAGUAUGGAUGCCUGAUCUGUUCUUCUCCAACGAGAAGGAGGGACAUUUCCACAAUAUCAUCAUGCCAAACGUAUACAUCAGGAUCUUUCCCAAUGGAAAUGUAUUGUACAGCAUUCGAAUCUCUCUGACUCUCUCCUGCCCUAUGAACCUUAAGCUGUACCCAUUGGAUAAACAGACAUGCUCCUUGAGGAUGGCCAGUUAUGGUUGGACGACGGAUGAUCUGGUGUUCCUUUGGAAAGAAGGCGAUCCAGUACAGGUGGUGAAGAAUCUCCAUCUUCCUCGGUUUACUCUGGAGAAGUUCCUUACAGACUAUUGCAACAGCAAGACUAAUACUGGUGAAUACAGUUGCCUAAAAGUGGACUUACUGUUUAAACGCGAGUUCAGUUACUACCUUAUCCAGAUCUACAUUCCAUGCUGCAUGCUCGUCAUUGUCUCCUGGGUGUCCUUCUGGUUGGAUCAAGGAGCUGUGCCAGCGAGGGUAUCGCUAGGAGUGACAACCUUACUCACGAUGGCCACUCAAUCAUCAGGCAUAAACGCGUCCCUUCCUCCAGUGUCGUAUACAAAAGCCAUCGACGUCUGGACAGGGGUGUGCCUAACUUUUGUCUUCGGGGCGUUACUAGAGUUCGCUCUAGUGAACUACGCGUCUCGUUCUGACAUGCAUAGAGAAAUGAUGAAGAAAACGAGACGGGAGAUGGAAACAGCCGCCAGUAUGGACGCGGCGUCAGAUCUGCUGGAUACUGACAGCAACGCCACAUUCGCUAUGAAACCCCUGGUGCGCGACGGCAUCAUUGACUCCAAGAUGCGGCAAUGUGAGGUGCGCAUGAGUCCUCCGCGCAAGAACUGCUGCCGCCUCUGGAUGUCGAAGUUUCCGACUAGAUCCAAGAGGAUAGACGUCAUUUCCAGAAUCACCUUCCCGCUUGUGUUUGCACUCUUUAAUUUGGCUUAUUGGUCGACGUACCUGUUCCGCGACGAGGACCAGGAGAAGUGAUUCUCCGGGUCGGCCGGCGGCGCGCCGCAGGUGGCGCGGCUGGCGGCGGCGGUGCUGGCGCCGUACGCGCUGUUCGCGCUGGCCUACGCGCUGUUCCUGCGCCACGCGCCGCCGCGCCGCGCCGCCCGCCCCGCCCGCCCCGCACUCCCCACACUCCCCGCACUGCCCGCACUCCCCGCACUCCCCGCACUCCCCGCACGCCGCCACACUCGCACGCCCGCCUCUACUGCUACAGCCGGUUAUGCAUUUUAACCCUCGUUUGAAGCUUUACAAUGCGAUCAAAGUAAUAAUAGGCACCUCAACGGCCCCGGACUGUAAACCUAGAGUAAUCUCCAAAACCAACCACAGCAUGGGAUUCUUCAAAAGCCCCCCUUUUGAAGAACCUAAAGAGGUUUAUUCAGGGUCAGCAACGCGCGGGUAAUACUUCUAGUAUUGCAAGUGUACGGUAACCACUUACCAUCAGGUGCUCCGUAUGCUUGUUUGCCACUUCAGUGGUAUAAAAAAAAACAAAGAGCCUCCUUUUUUUGAAUCAUGAUAGAAUUUGCUUUGCGCAAUCCAACAAGAAUUUAAGAGACCUGCUGAUACUAUAUUAAGUUUGUAACUAAUAGAAGACACAUUUUUUGUAAUGAUUUUUCGAUAAGGUCAAUUUUCCUAAUAAGAAAAAAACUAUGUUUAGACAGUAAAUAUGGUGUGAAAUAAGUCCUAUUCUUAUUUUGAUCGCUUAAUUUAAGUAUUAUGUUGUACCCACAAUUUCCACCAUUUUUGAAUAUUUUUAAUAAGUUUUAUAAAGUUUUUUGAAUUAUUAAAUUAAUGGUUAGACUAAUCUGGCCAAAAAUAACAACUAAGCAUGAUCAGCUCAGGGUUUAGAUUAAAUUAAAAAUAACUAAAUCCAGAGAAGUCGAAUUUCCGAUUGUUGUUCUAUUAUAAUUUGCUAUUACAAAUCUUUUUAUAUUUUGUACAAACAUAAAUAUGUCUUCAUGUGGCAUACCAACUAUCUACUUUUACUUUAUUUUUAACAAGAAUGAUUCAUUUAUUACUAUUUUGUAAAAUUCGAAUCUACAGCUCUUUAAUUUAAAAUUAAUUGUGAAUAUUAAUUUAUUACCUAAUUAAAUAAUGAUUCGGAUUGUUGAAACUUAGGAAUUUCUUAUAAAUUGUACAGUGAAACCUGACUGAAACACCGGCACUUAAGAACUUAAGAACAUCUCUUGUCACUCAUACCUAUUAUUUCUCUCAUUAUACAACUAUGAUAGGUACUUAUUGAUACAUGAUAACGAUAUGUUAUUAGUACCUAUAUAUAAUAUUUAUGUACAAAAAAUUUCCUUUCCAAAAUAAAAAUUUUUGAUAAUUUUACCAAAAUGGAACUGUGUAUUGAAACGUACAUUAUGUGUGUUAAAAUAAGUAGGUGUAAGCGAAAUAUGAAUAACCACAUAGCAAUACAAUACUGUCAAAAAAUUAUAUGCAAUUUUAGACUGCAUCAGUAUUACUAAUACGAACUAGUAUAUCACAGAAUAACUUUGAACAGAAAAAAAUUACUAUGUGGCCUCGUAUGGAACAAUUUGAGAAUUAUCGUAUUAAAUUCAAAUAUUUUAGAUGACAUAUGACUACAAUAAUGUGAAUUUGACUCUAUCACACAGACGAUAGAGUUCAAUAUUUUAACUCUUUAGAAAUUAGAGUACUUUGUCAGAGCAUGUUCACAUUGAUUGUAAGACGGCCUAGAUAUAUAUAUAUAUCGUGUAGGUUUCGUUUAUUAUAAAAUUAUAAUAAGAAUAUCGUCUAUAAGACAAAAGGAAUUUAUAAACACAUUAUUCAUUAUUUCAUAGGUUUAACGACCUUCUUUACUCGGAGAAGAAGAGAUAAAUAGUAUAAUUCAAAGUAAUAAGAUCGAUAGUUCUGGGACGAGUUAAUUUAGGAAACAAACAUUUCUAAGCUAACUCGCAUCUGGGCGUUAUGGGUGUGCCACCCAUGAGUCGUUGUCUGGUUUCCUCAUAGUACAGGGCAUCCUAGUUUGAAAACCAGACAAUUGGUGUGAUUAUCUGGCACCUAAUUAGUAAUUAGAUAAGUAUUAUGUAUAAUAUUCAUGUAUUUCUCAUUAAAAAUUCUUGUAAUUUGAAGUUGGACACAGUAGUAUACUACUGGCAGUUACGUGUAUACAUAUAAAUCGACGAUUUCCUAGUUAAAUUACCAUUUCUUUAUUAGAUAUCAAAUAGAUAUAUAUCCAUACGAAUUUUAUCUAGUCUAUUAAAUAAUGAAAGAAGGAAUUUCGUUUAUUAAAAGAUAUUUAACAAAAGUAAUUUUCGUAUCGUUUGGUAUAUUUUGAUGAUAUUUCAAUUCAUAUAUUGCAAACAAUAUAACUUGUGAAAAUUAUACACACUCAUUUAAUCAUUGUUCGAAAUGAUAAUAUAAAAUAAUAGUGAGUUUGAUUUUAAGUGAGUGAAUUACAAGAGUUUUAAAUGAGAAUCCGUAGGUGGUUACCAUGUAAAUAGUUGGGCCUACAACUUUCUACACCUGUGUCGCUCAUUGUACAGUUAUUUAUGAAUAUAUAUUUAACUAUAUUAUUGUAUCUAAUAAAAAAAAAAAACUUACAAGAUUUUAUUAAAUGUUAAUUUUUGUGUCAUACAACGUCUAUACGUGUCACUGUAAAUACUGUCAAUAUUUCCUAAUUACUUAAUACGUGGAGUACGCUCCUUGUUAUAUUAUUUUCAAUCUUGCAUGAUUAUAGUAUUAUUAUCUUUAAUCAAAAAGGUAUUAAAUAAUUUUGUAAAGAUUUCAAGUAAUUUUAAAUAUAACACGAAUUUAAUGCAGUACUAUUAUAAUUAAUUUCCGACGUCUAUUUACCUUAUACAGGGAGCAUGCUUUCACUGCUAGUAUCAAUGUUUUAAUGUGUAUUUAUCAAUCACUACACGUAACUUCAUAUUAUUAUAUCACUAACGCUGUGUUCGUUUAAGAACUUUAUUGUAAGUCCGGUGUCCGUGAACCAUGUUGUGUCAACGGUGAAAUUCCGAAUUUCUUCACUUUGUUUACGGUUCUUGCUCAUUUCUCUCUUUCCGUCCCUUUUCCGUAAACAAACUUUUAGGUUGUUACAAUACAUAGUUUAGUAGAUACUUAUUCAAUAUUAUCGGUCGGUAUUCUUUUACAUGUCCUCAUUAGAUAUUCUUGGGCUGUGAUGAAGCAUGUAGUUUUAACCGGGUCUAAUGAUUUAAAUUUUAUAUUUUACAGAAUGUUGUAACAAAAUAAAUAUGAACAUAAGUAUGGAGAAUCUUUCAUCAUUCAGCCGUCAACAUUAUAUUGAAAUUGGCAUUUAUUUAUAUAAUGUCCUUACAUAUGUUCCCAACAAUCUGUUUUCCACUUAAUAUUUCAAAUUAUAAAUUAGAUAACACUCAAUUAUAAUUUUACAUCUUUGCAUAAUUUUAAGUACCAAUUAGUCGAAAUGUAGUACAAGAUAUAUCUAUUACAAUUGAUAAAGUAUAUUAUGAACUCGUAAAUAACAUAUCGAUUGUUGAUUUACACGAGUGCCCACCGAAUCAUAAUGCCUACAAAACUGUGAACACAUUAAGUAGGUUUUUAAGUGAAACAGAACACCAAAACGGUAAAUAGCUAGAAAAAAAAAACCACCGAACAAGUGAAGCAAAUUUAUUGUAAGGUUGAGAAAUUUUAAACAAAUUUUAACCAACAAUGAUAAUAUUAAUUAUUUUUGCUCAAUCCUUGUCAAUCAAUUCACACCUUAUAAUUGUAAAUGUAACAAUUAUAUUUACCAACAAAAUCCUAGCUGCUUCCAGACCUAGAGAAGAUCUCUCAGCUUGUAAAAUGUGUAAAGAUCACUAGAAAUAAAAUUCAACAGUCAUUCCCACUGUCAUUAAGUUCGGAUCGUCGUAAAGAAGAGUCGUGAAGGAUUUUAAUAAAAGUAUACCCAUCUA